This is a messenger RNA of Alternaria alternata, 732 nucleotides long. RefSeq lists its product as hypothetical. The transcript has 2 exons. Lineage: Eukaryota; Fungi; Ascomycota; Dothideomycetes; Pleosporales; Pleosporaceae. The record is from RefSeq and is a predicted model, not a curated record. The coding region runs from base 1 to 732 and encodes 243 amino acids.
AUGAAACCCAAUUAUGACCCAGAGCAGGUCACCCAGCCCCUCGAGGUUGCCAGGCAAGCAGCAUUGGUCGGCGGAGCCUCAGCAAUCCCCGGUACUGUGAUUGGUGCCUUGUACGGCACAGUUCGCACACAAACUCCGGUUCUCUUCUCUAUUGUCUCGGGGGCACAGUGGUUCGCCAUUGGCAGCACAUUCUGGAGUAUACGCACGUCUGUUCUUAACCACGCUGGCCUGCUCAACUGGUGGAACGUCACUCGAGGUGCGCCUUCUUACCCGCGCAAUGACCUUAACCCGACUACUUCCGACAAGGUUCGCGCGUCAGCCAUUGCUGGUGCCCUGACUGGCUUCAAUCUUGGGCUCUUAUUUCGUGGCCCUCGGAAUGUUAUCCCAGGUACCAUCAUGUUCACCUUGUUUGGCUGGGGAGGUCAGCAUGGGUACAACUAUCUCGAUGCCAGGAAUUCCAGCGAACUCCUGGAACAGGCCGAGCUGAGAGCAAGGGGUGAAGACAAACCCAAAGAAAACUUCAUGCACAAGAUUGCAAAGAGCAAGUGGAGUCCCAUGCAGGUCUUGACUGAUGACGACUACGAGAACAUGAUGCAGGAAAAGCUUCUGCGGGUCGAAGCCCAGAUUGCGGUAAUCGACGACAAGAUUGAUGCAUUUAGAAAGCAGGCGCUCGAGUUGGAAGCGCAGCGCAAGAUAAAGGAGAUGCAAGAGCAGGGUCAAAAUUCCGAGUGA